Messenger RNA from Crotalus tigris (Tiger rattlesnake), 1558 nucleotides. RefSeq names its product phosphatidylinositol glycan anchor biosynthesis class L (gene PIGL). Gene Ontology annotation, cellular component: endoplasmic reticulum. Lineage: Eukaryota; Metazoa; Chordata; Lepidosauria; Squamata; Viperidae. Gene Ontology annotation, molecular function: N-acetylglucosaminylphosphatidylinositol deacetylase activity. The record is from RefSeq and is a predicted model, not a curated record. The transcript is spliced from 7 exons. Gene Ontology annotation, biological process: GPI anchor biosynthetic process. Bases 133 to 1026 code for a protein of 297 amino acids.
GUUUACACAGCCCAGGACUGUAUUAGCUUUUUUGGCUGCUGCUGCACAUUGAUGGCUCCUUGGAUGAGAAGUGAAACGUCUCCAAAGCAAAAACAGGAAAGUCCAGUUGCCUUUGGGACUCUAUAAAAGUAUAUGAGGCGGAACCAUUCUUUGCGGUUCAGGUUUCCAUCCGGACUUUUUGUCCCUUCCUUUUUUUUAAUUCUCUCCUGCCUUACAAUGGCGACGACCGCCCUGCUUCUUUUUCCUCUUGCACUUCUUUUGCUGUGGCUGCUUCCUCGCUUGUGGCUGCAGCGCUACCGCGGCCUGAGGAAGUGGAGGCGGCGGCCAGACCACCGGACGCUUUUCUCAGACGGACCGGAAUCGCUAGCGGCAGUGCGACGCGACGUCCCGACCACCCGCGUCCUCUUCGUGACGGCGCACCCUGAUGACGAAGCGAUGUUCUUCGCCCCCACCAUCCUCGCCUUCAAGUCGGCCAGCCUGUGGCUGCUCUGCGGCUCCACAGGGAAUUAUUAUCAGCAGGGAGAGAUUCGUAAAGGAGAAUUGAUAGAAAGCUGCACAGUUCUUGGGAUUCCUUCUUCCAAUGUGACCGUCCUGGACCACAGGAAACUUCCAGACCAUCCAUCCACCGAGUGGGAUGUAGCUCUCCUUGGGGAGCUGAUCCUCUCACACAUCAAAACCUACCAGAUCGACCUGGUCAUAACCUUUGACGCCGGAGGAGUGAGUGGGCAUCCGAAUCACCGGUCCGUUUAUGCCGCCGUCAGGUCCUUGCACUCGGAGAGGAAAGUUCUAGAAGGUUGUCGGUUCCUCAUCCUUGAGACGGUGAACCUUUUCCGGAAAUACAUUUCCAUCUGGGAUGCUCUGCUCAGCUGCUACACAACCCCGGACGUGCUCUUUAUAGUGACGGAGCAAGAAGCGGAGCUGGCCAAGAGGGCAAUGCGGUGUCACCACAGCCAGCUGCUCUGGUUCCGCCGUUUGUACGUGAGGUUCUCGCGCUACAUGGUGAUCAACUCGCUGCGUUUCCUCUAACGGGGAAGAGAGCUUGGGUGAACUGGAGGCACGGAGAGAGAAAGGGAGGAAGACUUUGACUCUCCAGGCUCCUGACGAGUGGAAAAAUCUAGCAGGACCAAGAAGGGCCUUCUCCGUGGUGGCUCCCUCCCUGUAGAACAUCAUCCCUGUGGAAAUAAGGUUGGAAAUAAGGAGUUAUGGGCCCCCUCUCUUAAGGAAGUCCAGGAACUUCCCACAGUGGCUUCUUCCCUGCGGGACAUCAUCCCCACGGAGAUCAAAUCGGAAAUGAGAUGUUAUGGAUCUCCUCUCUUAAGGAGGUCCAUCUGGUGGGACCAAGAAGAAGGGACAUCUCUCUGUGGAACAUCAUUCCUGCAGAGAUAAGAUUGGAAAUAAGAUGUUAUGGGUCCUGGAAAGCACUGAAAAUACUGGAAUGCGCAGAAAUGAAUAGACUAACAAUGACAAUGAAAGAUAAGACAGAGUCAGACUACUAUGAAAUCUGGGGAACUUUUUAUGAUUGGCUGAAAAGAGAAUACGGUGAAAAGAUAGUUAACAU